UGAAGAAUAGCAACAGUUGCAUGCAACGAACCAACUAUACCCAAACCCUUUUAGAACACUCAUACCGGUACUUACUUUUUGUCUUUAGCAGUUUUAAUAUGUAGACUCUACCACAGUACAGGUGGCGGACAGAACUGGAGACAGACGCGCGUUGCAGAGGAAUCCACUCUUGAUCUGAGGAAUAUCGUUUUUGUAAAAGUGAAAGCAGUAGAAAGAGAAAGCUGUGUUGCUCAUCAGGCGCGAAGCUCUGCCUUAAAUGGGCAUUGAGCACCCUUCGGGCCGUGGCAGUGGAGCUCCGGAUUACAUAAAAGGUUACAAGUGUUAAUUGCUUCAACGCAUAAGAAGUAGAAUGCUUGCUGAGGCCACGAGUACACUUCGCGUAUUCACUGUUCUACUUUGCUUGGUGAACCUCAUUGUACAUUGUGUGAAUGGUGAUUAUGAGUGUGCAGAAACCAACGCGCUUCUUGUCCUUCCUAAUGGCCAAACUGCUCAAACAUACCCCAAUGCAUCUAGAACAUGCAUGGAAAUGGGUGGAUUGCUUCCGUCUCAUACAUCUCUGAAAUGCGUGAAAGCAUACUUGAAGAAGGAUCAAACAAUUCCCUAUUCCUGGUUGCGAGGAGUAAUUGGGGGAGAGGCAUAUGCAAGCGAUGGUUGGACCUAUCACCUUACGUUGCAUCCUCGUCCAUUCUAUUGUUCACUCCCCAUUAUGGAAUGCAAGGGGAAUCGAACUACUCUCUUCGUGCCACCCCAUGCACCAAAAAGGAACCGCUCUAGUGCUGCGGCGCUUUGCAAGUCAUUGGGCGGUCAACUUCCUGCUUCAACACAAUGUCUUCGUAACAUCCUAAUAGCAUUACAAUCGCCAACGAAUACCUGGACCUCACAACCAGGGGUUAUUGAGUACAAUACUCGACGGCCAGAGGUUUUUGAGAGAACUACUCGAGUAGUUCCUGACAAUCCUCCAUCCACUAUUGCUAGCUUUCUUUGCCAGCGGCAUGCUCUAUGCUAUGAGACAACUGGCGAUGGGUUUCAGAUGGUCCUGCCUGGUAAUCUGUUGGUCUGCCAGCCAGGCUACUCUCGCUUGGCUCCAUCGUACUCUAUUGGGAUCAAGAGCUGCAUCAACAGAAAUCCAAACUGGUUGGGAAUUUGUCAUCCAUGGCAGCAAUGUACUCAGUCAGAAGGUUAUAUUGCUGCUCCUAGUGAGCUACUCCUGGACAACAGUAAUGCAACCUACUCCAAUGCGCAAGCAACGUGCUCGGUGUUAGGAGGGAGACUCCCUUCGGCCGAGGAAAGUAGUUGUGCCAAGAAGUACCUUAGUGGUAUUUUGGAGCGCUUUGGCCCAACACAUGUGUCUGAUGUAUGGAUCCAGUCCAAUAGUGCCGAGCAGAGCAGUGGCACAAAGAAUGUUCUCUGCUUUUUUUCACAGCAGCGUUGAUCACACAGGAUCCAUGUGCUGUGCAGACUCCAAUAAUUACUUCGAAGUAGUUUACAGUAGUGAUCGGGACUGGCAAUAUUGGAUGCCGCUUGCCACCAUCAACCGGAGCUGGCUAUUUUAAUGGCUAGCUGUUCAGUUGGCAUGAUUGCAAAAUUGGAAUCUACAUUGCCAUAUGUGUGAUCUUCCUGACUCUGUACAAUCCAUGCUGGUGCACCUAACAGAAAGGGUGCAGCUUUAUUAUUGUGGAUUGUUUACCAGGUUGGGUUUUAGUACUUUUCACAAUACCUUUUUCCAGCCAGAACGUCCCUUCUUAGUCUGUGUCUCUCGGAUCUUGACCUCUGUCUUGUCACAAGUGCCAAUUCGGUUAAUUCCACUGAAAUUUAGCCUGAUUGCUCCAAUCUCUUCAACUCCUAUUUUUAAUUUUUAUUUAAAACUCAGCAUAAGCGAAAUCAUCAAUCAUUUGAUUGACAACUUGAUGACGCGAAAUGCAAAUAUGUUAAUUUAAAUCUCAAGUUCUCAAGGUGUUAUGCAAUCAAAUUCUGUUAGGAGAAGUUCUGAGGCUU
This is a messenger RNA of Sycon ciliatum, 1995 nucleotides long. RefSeq lists its product as uncharacterized. Lineage: Eukaryota; Metazoa; Porifera; Calcarea; Leucosolenida; Sycettidae. The transcript has 6 exons. The coding region runs from base 350 to 1432 and encodes 360 amino acids. The record is from RefSeq and is a predicted model, not a curated record.